Molecule: messenger RNA, 975 nt
Organism: Histoplasma capsulatum G186AR
Lineage: Eukaryota; Fungi; Ascomycota; Eurotiomycetes; Onygenales; Ajellomycetaceae
Product: 40S ribosomal protein S11
Exons: 3
Coding region: 122-607 (161 amino acids)
Biological process (GO): translation
Cellular component (GO): cytosolic small ribosomal subunit; ribosome
Molecular function (GO): structural constituent of ribosome
Source: RefSeq, a predicted model, not a curated record
AAUCUCGACGACGACAUCGCCAACGACCACUCGAAACGCCUCGCGUCAGGAAAUACACCAACCCUCUUCCAGAACCCCGUCCCGCGAGUCCAGUGUCGGAUUUCUUGAUCUUUUCGCAAUCAUGGCGACUGAGUUGACCGUCCAGUCGGAACGCGCUUUCCAAAAGCAGCCGCACAUCUUCCUCAACUCCAAGCAAAAGUCCAAGAGCAAGAAGGUCGGGAAGGGAGGCCGGAGAUGGUAUAAGGACGUUGGUCUGGGUUUCCGUACCCCAAAGACUGCCAUUGAGGGAAGCUAUAUCGAUAAGAAGUGCCCUUUCACCGGUCAGGUUUCAAUUAGAGGCCGCAUUCUCACUGGUACCGUCGUCUCAACGAAGAUGCACCGAACUAUCAUCAUCCGUCGCGAAUACCUCCACUACAUCCCCAAGUACUCCCGAUAUGAAAAGAGACACAAGAACAUUGCCGCCCACGUUUCCCCAGCCUUCCGUGUUGAGGAAGGUGACCAAGUUACUGUUGGACAGUGCAGACCUCUGAGCAAAACUGUCCGAUUCAAUGUCCUCCGCGUCCUUCCCCGUACUGGUAAGGCCGUAAAGCAAUUCGGAAAGUUCUAAAUCUUCGCUGUUUUGGCGCUGUUAUGGGCGGGGUGAAGCUAUGGAGGCACGGGACUGGGUUGUACGAGGAGACAAAUGACAAACGAACCUGCCUUGAUGUAACGGGACCUUGUGUUAUCAAAAAUAAACGUUAAAAUGAUAGAAACGACAGGCACAAGGACAAAAGGAAGAUGGAAAAUGGAGUGCGCAAAAUCAAAGACGCAGCUCACGUCUUUUUAAUCCAUUUUUUGAGAGGGGUGGCUUGUGCAUAAUUCUCCCUAGUGCAUUUCUUUUUCGUUUUGAUUUCUCCCUUAUGGAGCAGGGUUAUAUUCCAAUAUUAAGGAGUUAGUUGUCAAAUCCCGAAAAGAACAGAAACAAAAAAAAAAAAA